AUGAAGAAGUGGUGCAGGAUAGAGGGCUCCUGUGUGGAAGUGAAUUCUGGUGAAUCUGGAAGAUCAGAGAUAAAAGAUGACCUCUCUAAAAAGGUCUUCACUGUGACGGUGAUGGAGCUGAACAUGGAGAACACAGGCUGGUAUUGGUGUGCUGUUGGAGAACUACAGAUCCCUGUUCACCUCACUAUCACUCAGAAAACUACAACCACAGUCACCACACUGUACACAGUGAGUAGAGUAGCUGUACAGAUUGGAAGAUCUGUCACCAUCCCAUGUCUCUAUGAUAGAGAAUAUGACUAUCAUGUGAAAUACUGGUGUCAUGGGUCAUACUGGAAUACUUGUGAAACUGUAGUACGCACUGACUCUCCAACAGUUAAAGGUGAAACAUCAAUCACUGAUGACCCCACCCAUCAUGUGUUCACUGUUGCCAUUAGAAAGCUUCAGAUGAUGGACUCUGGAUAUUACUGGUGUGCUGUAGAGAUCCACCGUGGUCCAGAUAAGGGAGCAUAUCUGUACCUGUCAGUCACUGCAGGGUCUCCUGGACUCUGGGUUGAGCAGCAGGAGGUGGCCGAUGUGGAAGGGGGCCAUGUCAGUGUGUCGUGUCACUAUAAUGAACCGAGCAGCAUGAAGAAGUGGUGCAGGAUAAAGGGCUCCUGUCUGGAAGUGAAUUAUGGUAAAUCUGGUAAAUCUGGAAGAUCAGAGAUGGAAGAUGACCACUCUAAAAAGGUCUUCAAUGUGACGGUGAGGGAGCUGAACAUGGAGGACACAGGCUGGUAUUGGUGUGCUGCUGGAGAACUACAAAUCCCUGUUCACCUCACUGUCACUCAGAAAACUACAACUACCACAGUCACCACACAGGGAGUCCAGCCUCACACAGGAGCAAAAGAGGACCGGAGCAAGGAGCUGACGACUGCAGACUCUGAAGAUGAAGUGACCUACAGCACAGUGUUCACCAACACACAGUCAUCACACAGAAUAAGUCCACCACAGUCACAGGUUGAGUAG
Molecule: messenger RNA, 1005 nt
Organism: Conger conger (European conger)
Lineage: Eukaryota; Metazoa; Chordata; Actinopteri; Anguilliformes; Congridae
Product: polymeric immunoglobulin receptor-like
Exons: 5
Coding region: 1-1005 (334 amino acids)
Source: RefSeq, a predicted model, not a curated record